Molecule: messenger RNA, 675 nt
Organism: Protomyces lactucae-debilis
Lineage: Eukaryota; Fungi; Ascomycota; Taphrinomycetes; Taphrinales; Protomycetaceae
Product: NUDIX hydrolase domain-like protein
Exons: 1
Coding region: 1-675 (224 amino acids)
Biological process (GO): ribose phosphate metabolic process; nucleoside phosphate metabolic process
Cellular component (GO): cytosol; nucleus
Molecular function (GO): ADP-ribose diphosphatase activity
Source: RefSeq, a predicted model, not a curated record
AUGCCAAAUUCGACCACAAGCAGACGUCUUCUUCAUCUGUCUCGCUCAAUCAUGUCUAAUAGCAAAGCGCCGACCAAUGGCUCCAAGAUUCUGGAGAAGACUCCACUCUCCCUGGACGAAGCAAAGUGGACUACCCUCAAGAAGAUCGCAUGGCAAGAUCCAACAGGCACAAAACGCAUAUGGGAGUCUGCAGAGCGCGUCGUUAAUGCCAAUACAACAACAGAUGCAGUUGGUAUCAUUGCAUUGCUGAAGACACCGGGGAAGCCAACGCGUAUUGUGCUCGAAAAGCAAUUCCGGCCACCGCUUGACAAGAUUUGUAUUGAGGUACCUGCUGGCAUGAUGGAUAAAAAUGAAUCGCCUGAACAAGCUGCUGAAAGAGAGCUGCAAGAGGAGACUGGCUAUGUUGGCAAAGCUGUCAAGACAUCCUAUUUGCUAUAUAACGACCCAGGCUUUACCAACACGACCACAUCCAUGGUCUAUGUCGAUAUUGAUAUGAAGGAUGAGCGCAACAAGAAUCUGAAGCCUCAACUGGAAGCUGGAGAGUUCAUCGAGAUAUUUGAGCCAGAGGUGGACACCCUUGAUGAUACACUCAAGCACCUUGAACAGGAAGGCUAUGCAAUAGACGCGAGAUUGGGUGCAUUUGCCCUUGGUCUAGCUGCAUUGAAGUUGCUAUAG